AUGCCGAAGGAAGCUACCAAGGCCACUAGGCGCAAGGCCGCCGACAAGGAGAAGGCGCCCCGCAAAACCAAGAAGGACAAGAAUGCGCCAAAGAGGGCAUUGUCGGCGUACAUGUUCUUCAGCCAGGACUGGCGAGAGCGUGUCAAAGCAGAGAACCCUGAUGCGAGCUUCGGCGAGCUUGGCAAGCUGCUAGGCACCAAGUGGAAGGAGCUGGACGAGGAAGAGAAGAAGCCUUACAUCGAACAGGCGGAGCGAGACAAGGCCCGGGCAGAGCGGGAAAAGAAAGAUUACGAUAAUAAGAAAGUGGACAGUGGCAGCGGCGAUGGCGAUGAAGACGACGACGAGUAA
This is a messenger RNA of Phanerochaete carnosa HHB-10118-sp, 348 nucleotides long. RefSeq lists its product as uncharacterized. The transcript has 5 exons. The record is from RefSeq and is a predicted model, not a curated record. Bases 1 to 348 code for a protein of 115 amino acids. NCBI's taxonomy places the organism in Eukaryota, Fungi, Basidiomycota, Agaricomycetes, Polyporales, Phanerochaetaceae.